AUGUCAGCAAUUAAAGAGAUCCCUGUAAAUUUGCCAAAAUUGCUUACUUUGUUCAAGACAAUUGUGCCGAAACUGACAAACGACAAAUAUAAAGGACAAUAUGGGCGAAUUGGCGUUAUCGGAGGCUCAUUGGAAUAUACCGGGGCCCCUUUCUUUGCGGCUAUAAGUUCCAUGAAAGUUGGUGCUGACCUAUCGCAUGUCUUCUGUCAAGCAAACGCGGCCCCAGUUAUUAAAUCUUACAGCCCCGACUUGAUUGUUCAUCCAGUAUUGGACUGCUUGGAUGCUGUUGAUAAAAUUCAGCCUUGGUUAGAGCGUUUACACGUGAUUGUUAUUGGCCCUGGAUUGGGUCGGGAACCACUUAUUUUGCAGACUGUAACAAAUGUGCUGAAAUUGUGCACAAAGUUACAGAAGCCAAUUGUAAUAGACGCUGAUGGGCUGUUUAUUCUGAAUGAUAAUAUUGACCUGGUGAGCGGACAACGGAAUAUCAUACUGACCCCAAACGCUAUGGAAUUUCGUAGAUUGUUUGGAGAGGACGUGAAUUCUGUGCGUCAAAAAAUGUCCUUUCUGGGAGAUGGUGUUGUGGUCCUGGAAAAGGGCGUAAAUGAUAAGAUUCAUAUUCCUCACACCAACGAAGUUUACUCCAUGCCCACGGGCGGUUCUGGUCGCAGAUGUGGAGGUCAGGGGGACUUACUUAGCGGAUCUCUAGCAACGUUUUUUUACUGGUCACUGCAAUCCAAUCAGCCCAAUCCCGCGUAUAUAGCAGCUUGUGCUUCAAGCUAUCUCGUGAAGAGAGCCAAUUCUACUGCAUUUAAAAAGUUUGGUCGAAGUUUGCUAGCUAGUGAUAUGAUAAAUGAAAUAUCCACAGUUUUUCGGUCUGAUUUCGAAGACGCGGAAACUGGAUAAAUAAGGCAAAUAAAUAACUAAGGUAUGAUGUUUCCUUUUUCUAGAUGUUUAAGCCUACUAAUCAGAAAAUAAUCAAAAAAUUAAAAUGAAUUUAU
Messenger RNA from Drosophila persimilis, 998 nucleotides. It is a transcript of the gene Naxd, whose product is annotated as ATP-dependent (S)-NAD(P)H-hydrate dehydratase. Gene Ontology annotation, biological process: metabolite repair. The transcript is spliced from 2 exons. The record is from RefSeq and is a predicted model, not a curated record. NCBI's taxonomy places the organism in Eukaryota, Metazoa, Arthropoda, Insecta, Diptera, Drosophilidae. Gene Ontology annotation, molecular function: ATP-dependent NAD(P)H-hydrate dehydratase activity. The coding region runs from base 1 to 903 and encodes 300 amino acids.